Molecule: messenger RNA, 3599 nt
Organism: Cyclopterus lumpus (lumpfish)
Lineage: Eukaryota; Metazoa; Chordata; Actinopteri; Perciformes; Cyclopteridae
Product: cyclin-dependent kinase-like 5
Exons: 19
Coding region: 301-3378 (1025 amino acids)
Biological process (GO): protein phosphorylation; regulation of dendrite development; positive regulation of axon extension
Cellular component (GO): nucleus; dendrite cytoplasm
Molecular function (GO): ATP binding; protein kinase activity
Source: RefSeq, a predicted model, not a curated record
UCGUCACCGGAGCCGCUGCUGCACCACCUCCGCUGGUGGGUGGAGGGCUCACGGGCCCGGUUCCGUCGCGUUCCCCCGGAGAAGGCACCGAGUGAGUAGCUUCAUCUUCUCUCCUCACGCACAAAGGACCGAAAGCAUGUCGACACCUUCACGUCACAGCCGGAGGUGACCACUGAAGGAGGCAUGUGGAGGAUAUUCCGGCUUCCAGCCGGCGCGCGUCCCUCCGGUACCGACAGCCGGCCGCCUCGCGCCGCCCUGUAGCCGGACCAGAGCUCCUCGCGCCGCCCACCUUUUGACUUCAUGAAGAUCCCCGACAUCGGUGAUGUGAUGAAUAAAUUUGAAGUCCUUGGGAUUGUGGGUGAAGGUGCCUACGGUGUUGUUUUGAAGUGCCGACACAAGGACACUAAUGAAAUCGUGGCCAUAAAGAAAUUCAAGGACAGCGAAGAAAAUGAGGAGGUCAAAGAAACGACGCUGCGGGAGCUCAAGAUGCUCCGCACCCUGAAACAGGAGAACAUCGUGGAGUUGAAAGAGGCGUUCCGAAGACGAGGGAAGCUGUAUCUCGUCUUUGAGUAUGUGGAGAAGAACAUGCUGGAGCUGCUCGAGGAGUUGCCCAAUGGCGUGGCGACCGACAAAGCGCGCAGCUACAUCUACCAGCUGAUCCGGGCGAUCCACUGGUGCCACAAGCACGACAUCGUGCACCGAGACAUAAAGCCAGAGAACCUUCUCAUCAGCUCCGACGACGUCCUCAAGCUCUGUGACUUCGGCUUCGCACGGAAUCUCUCCGAAGGGACGGACGCCAAUUACACCGAGUACGUGGCCACGAGAUGGUACCGCUCUCCAGAGCUCCUGCUCGGGGCCCCCUACGGGAAGGCCGUGGACAUGUGGUCCGUGGGCUGCAUCUUGGGGGAGCUGAGUGACGGGCAGCCUCUGUUCCCGGGAGAGAGCGAGAUCGACCAGCUCUUCACCAUCCAGAAGGUCCUGGGCCCGCUCCCGCCGGAGCAGAUGAAGCUCUUCUACAACAACCCUCGCUUCCACGGGCUGCGGUUCCCUGCUGUCAAUCACCCCCAGACGUUGGAGCGGAGAUACCUGGGCAUCAUCGGAGGAGCCCUGUUGGACCUGCUGAAGAACCUGCUGCUGCUGAACCCGACGGAGCGCUUCCUCACCGAGCAGAGCCUGAACCACCACGCCUUCCAGACCCUGCGGCUCGUGGAGCGGCCCGGCCCGUCCACGCCGACACCCGUACGCUCGUCCAAGAGGAAGCCUCACCACGGAGACAACACCACCCCCAGCAGGAGCCACGGGGGGAAGAGCUCCGGGAGCCACCGCUCCAGCAGCAGAGAGUGCUCCAGCUUGCCCCGGCACGAGGACCUGCACCCCAGCAACGACGGCUUCCUCAACGGCAACAUGCCGACAGCCAUCAACCUCAGUCCCACGCUGCACCCCAAGAACUACCCGCCGCAGAUCUUCAACCACGCCACCUCGUGCAACGUGGACCUUGCCAGCAGCAACCUGCCUCACCUGCUCAGCCCCGGCGAGGCCAAGAGCAAAGGCGACCUGGGGUCCAAGGUGUCCGACGGCCCCGGGGCCAAGUACCUCAAAUCCAACUUCCGUUCACAGCAGAACCGCCAUUCCUUCGUGGAGGGGAAGACCAACACGCUCCAAUCGGGGGAGAAACACGGUCGUCACAGCUACAUGGAGUCCCACGGCUCCACGCCGUCCUCCAAGUUCGCCUACCUGAACUUGUCCAAGAGCUACGGCACGCUGAGCGACGCCAAGUCGGUGGGGAACCUGAACGACGUGCACCUUUACGCCGACGAGCCCACGUCUCGCUACUUCCCCUCGAGCUGCCUGGACCUCACGGCGCCGAGCAGCCCGGCGGUCCGCCGAGUGGACCGGCUGGGACCCGGAACGGCCGGCAGAGGGAGCACCCGUUCCGAGAGAGAGAGCAACACCCUGGACUCGUCCUACAGGCGCUCCUCCGCCCGCCACAAGUCCUCAGAGGAGGCCAAGUCGGCGGACGUCCUGGUGCCGCCGGAAAGCGUGGCGGUGGAGAGGAGCCACGGCCACUCCCUCUCCGCUCCGCAUGACCCCCUGGCUUACGGCCAGGGCUACACCAGCCCCUUCUCCUCCCAGCAGCGGCCGCACCGCCACUCCAUGUACGUCCGGAGGGACCACCAGAGGACGCACGGGGCGGAGGAGGGGCUGGUGGUGGGGCAGGGCAUGCCCACCAGGGCCAGCAGCCUCCAGCUGCUGUCUCCGCAGCUGCAGCACCGCACGCUGCCUCACCACUCGGGGGGGUCGUCCCGAGAGGAAGACAUGAGCCGGAGCGAGCUGGCCCCCGCCGAGGCCCCCCACAGCAGACCCCCCAUAAGGGACUCCACCAGGGACAACCCCGCCUCCUUUCACGCACAGCGGCAAAAAAACGAGGUCGGCUUAUAUCAUGACCAGCAGACAGAAGACGGGGGCUCGUCCAAAGAGAACCGCAACAUCUACAGCGAGUCCAUGCCGAGGAGGGUGGGCAGCUUCUACCGAGUCCCUUCUCCCCGGCCAGACAACUCCUUCCACGACGGCAGAGCUCAGAGCCGGUCGGGGGACGGCGGCGGUUUGGCAAACCACUCCAAGCGUCAGCCGACGUUCGACCCCUGGACCGGCCCGGAUACCGUGGUGCUGAACCCCUCGGAGCCGUCCAAAGAGAAGGAGAAGCAGGGCUUCUUCAGGGCCAUGAAGAAGAAAAAGAAAAAAUCUCAAAUGAUGCCAGUCCCCGAGGGACGGCCUCCCGUCAUCAGGAGAAGCCUUUUCCCGUUGUUUAGCCCCACCAAUAAGUUAAAGCUUAGCUCCUCGGGGAGCGUCCCCCCUGUCGUGUCCUCUCCCAGGGUUCCCAGUGACGGGGUGGACGCGGUCAUCCAGAAGUCCUCCAGGUCCUCCGGUCACCAGAGCAGCCGCCACAGGACCCGGGACAAGAGCAGAGACCGGGACCAGGACCGGGACAAAGACUGGCCGCCUGAGAAGCCGUCCGACUCACACACGUCUAGUCAGCCUCUGAAGUCUCUGCGUAAGCUGCUGCACCUCUCGUCCUCGUCCUCGUCCUCCAACCCGCCGCCGCAGCCCGACAUGCGCUACCAGCCGCUGCCGGCCCCGGCCUCCGUACAGGGCGGCUUCCCAGAGGGCCGGGGCCACCCGGGGGUCGGCACGCCCCAGCUGAAGAGCCGGCAGGCGGCCUACCCGCUGCCCGGGCAGUUGGAGUCCGGCUGGCACCCGUCGGGGAACCCCUACCCGGAGCAGAUGAGCAUCAAGGGGGGCCAGAACGGGCACGGCUUCGGACGCCCCUCCAGGUCCCGUUUGCCAAACCUCAACGACCUGAAAGAGACGGCUCUGUGAUCUCCUCCUCGGACCGGACUCCUCCGGUUGCUCCUCAAUUGGUCCUACACGCCCCUUGCGUAAUACUACACCUGCUGAUUACACACACACACACACACACACACACACACACACACACACACACACACACACACACAUUCAGUUGUAAACACUGCUUGCAAACGGGCCAAAAGCCUUUUGACGUUUUCGUUUUCUUUUUUAAAGCUUCCAUGUUUGAUAGA